Messenger RNA from Electrophorus electricus (electric eel), 3616 nucleotides. RefSeq names its product tyrosyl-DNA phosphodiesterase 2b (gene tdp2b). Gene Ontology annotation, cellular component: PML body; cytoplasm. The record is from RefSeq and is a predicted model, not a curated record. Gene Ontology annotation, molecular function: 5'-tyrosyl-DNA phosphodiesterase activity; single-stranded DNA binding; protein binding. NCBI's taxonomy places the organism in Eukaryota, Metazoa, Chordata, Actinopteri, Gymnotiformes, Gymnotidae. Gene Ontology annotation, biological process: double-strand break repair.
UUAUAAAGAAUUCGUAUGUCGGUAUAUACUGAAACCUUUCUCCAAAUACCGGUCCCCCCCAAAAAGUGUAAGAAGGGUAGGUUUCUACCCGGACCGUUGUUACUUUCACACCAGGUCAAAAAUGUCCCGCCGUAUAGAGAUACUCGGAGAAAUAGAAACUGAAUAGGACGCUCUGUAAUGUCAGAUAAAGAAGUAACGCUAAUGGAAAACUUAGAGGAGACGAGGCUGCGUCUGUGCGAGAAAUUCGCUAAUGUCACUGAGUCGGAUAGCGCUGUGGCUCAAUGUUACCUCGCUGAAAAUGAAUGGGAUAUGGAGAGAGCAUUGAACUCUUUCUUCGAAGCAGAUAUGGAAUCAGUUUUUGACGCUGAGGACACAGAGGAGAUAAAAAACAAUAGACCUUUGAAUAAGAGAAAGAAGACAGACCUUCUAGAGAAGGCUCAUUCUCCUGAAACAAAAAGGAGGAUGAUCUCUGAAAAAGUGGACUGUAUUGACCUGACUGAGGAUGAGCCUGCUUGCACUAGCAGCACCAGUUCAAAAGGCAGUGAGGUGGAGGAAGGUGACCGCAAGCUUUCACUUGUCUCCUGGAAUGUGGAUGGACUGGAUACAUUAAGUCUUGUGGAACGUGCAAGAGGCCUGUGUUCUUAUCUGACACUAUACACGCCAGAUGUGGUAUUCCUUCAAGAACUCAUCCCUUCAUAUGCUCAAUAUAUUAAGAAACGUGCUGUCAGCUAUGUGUUUGUUGAAGGAAAUGAAGAUGGAUACUUCACUGGCAUGUUGCUGAAAAAAUCAAGAGUAAAACUACACAAACAUGAAAUAAUUUCUUACCCAACAACACAGAUGAUGAGAAAUCUUUUAUGUGCCCAGGUAACUUUCUUUGGUCAGGAACUGUAUUUGAUGACAUCACAUUUGGAGAGCUGUAAAGAUCAGGCUGCAGAGAGAAUGAAACAAUUGAAGGUGGUCCUUCAGAACAUAAAAGAGGUGCCAGAUAACACGACUGUCAUCUUUGGAGGGGACACCAAUCUGAGAGACCCUGAAGUGGCAAAGGUGGGAGGUCUACCUUCUGGUGUUACUGACGUGUGGGAGGAGCUAGGGAAACCGGAACAUUGCAGAUAUACAUGGGACACCAAAAUGAACAGCAAUAAGGGUGUAUCUUAUGUUAGUAGGUGUCGCUUUGACCGUAUCUACCUGAGGCCUGCAACAACAGGGCCUCGAAUGUCUCCUGAACACAUGACAUUGAUUGGAAUGGAGAAAUUGGACUGUGGUCGCUACACAAGUGAUCACUGGGGAAUCUACUGCACUUUUACACCUUGAUGUUUGAAAGGAUGGUGUCUUAACUGGCAGUCUUUAAUAUUUUAAGAGCUUUUGCACAAGAAUUAUGAAUGAAAGAAUAUUAUUUCAGUUUGGCUAUUAGAGGCUGCAUCUUUUAUUUAAUUAAUAUUCUGAAGAUUUAGGGGUUGAGUCACAGUUUGGCUGUUUGUUCCUUCUGGUUUUGUCACAAAAUUGACUGUGUCAAAUUUGAUGGAGAUUAGCAGGGUCAAAACUGGUAAGUUUCUUAAGACACAAGUAAAAUAAUGUAGUAGGCAUAUUAAAGGGUGAGCCUUAAACUGCUGAGAUUGUCAUUCUUUAGUUGGUCUUGACAGUUUUGAUAUUUUUAUCUUUUCCUGUAAAUGCUUUUUUUUUAAAUUCAUGAGUAUAUGACUACAUAAAACCUUAAAUAAAGUAAGUAAAUAUUCAAUUUACUAAAGCCUUACUUUAGAAGUUUUUCUUAUUUCUAAUCUAAUUUCUAAAGCACUUUACAUUUUGAGUCCAAAAUAUCAUAGUGUUAACACUAAUAUUAAAUGAGUAAUGUUUAUUAAUGGUAUUAAAUCACACGUUACUGGAAUAAUAUUACUUUGUCAUGGCUGCACAAUAUAUUCUUAAUUAUCAUGCAUGAAAUUAAGAAAAUUUCAUUUUAGCAUGAAAAUAUUUAAAAUGCUGUCGUUUACAAUACUGAAUAGGCAACAGGCUACAAUGUGCUAAAGAGCCAACUAACAAAUUCUAAAAUUUUAUUUGAAAAAUGCUUUGAGCAUUUGACAUUUCUCAGACCCUCAAGGUGAGUGUUUUUUUCUUGUGAUUAAUUGUCAUUCACAUGAUUAAAAUGUAAAUAAUAUAAGCUUAAGUGAAAUUAAUGUGGACCAGUUUUUGUCAUAACACUCAGUUACCAAAUCCUGUACACCUGUCUAGUAGCAUGUUGCGCCUUGUUUAACCUUUGGAACAGCAUGCGUUUGCCCAUGCAUGGAUUCUGGCAUGCAUUGUGCAAGACUGAUUAUAUUGCAAAGUUGAUGCAAAUUGGAUAACUGAACAACUGAACAGUUGUUGAUGGGGUUGAGGUCUGUGGACUGUACAUGUCAUUGAACCAAUGAAAACUUGUUCUAUGUGAUUCUAGGGAUUAACAGUAGCCCUGCUAUACUUUAAUGCUUUAAGAGAUCAGAAAUUGUAGUCAAUAGCCAUAGUUCAGUUUUAUUUAAUUCAGUUUUAUUGCGCUUUUAGCAAAGGCUUUAACAGCUUUACAGGACUCACGGUGUAACCCCCUAAUGAGCAAGUCAAAGGUGACAGUGGCAGGAAAAAUUCAAUAAAAAAAUACUUUUCCUUAAAUUCUUUUCUAGUGCCUUCUAUUAAGGAGGACCCAGACUCAAAAGGGAAACUAUUCUUAGACAAAGGAUAGCAACAAUCAUAAAUAAUUGAUAACAUGUAGGUAAUGUGUAGAUAGAAACAGAUUAAGCAACUCAGCAAACUCUUAUAGCCUGGUAUCCAGGUACUCAGUCUGCUAAUUUGCACAUAAAUAUUGUUCAUGACAACGAAGCAUGUCAGAGGUGAAGGGACUGUGACUAUUGUGUCAUAUUGGGCAAGUUCAGGAGCAGGAAUUAGUCAGGCAGCCCAGAGGACAGAGGGAACAGUCCCAGUAGAAGCACACUGCAGUGCUGCACCAGCAAUAUAUAAUGCAAUAGGAGCACAUGUACAGUACAGCACAGACAUAACAAAUGCACUGAAUGUGCUGAAGUUCCCACAUGACACAUAUAGAUAUAAGUAAUCGAUGCAUAACUUAAUAGACAGCCAGCAUAAAUUGAAUACAGUCAGGGAAAUAACGUCAACAUGGCCAGUCUCUUUUUAUGUACUUUGUGAUGUCUCCUUGUACCUAGCUGAUUUUAAAGUAGCUAUCAACCAGUGAAGAUUGUGGCAAGUAGCUUGGCUAAGAUAGACUUGUAACUCUGUAACCUGGAGACUAAUCAGACAUUAAAAAGGUGACUUGUAUUAACUUUUAUAUCUUAACUAGACUAAAUAUCUUAAAACUAGACUUUUAUAUCUUAACUAGACUAAAUCGUCAUUACAUCUUCAUCUUACUGCCUUAUGUUCUGUGUAAUAACACUAGAUAAUAGAUCCAAAGUACUGCCUUGGGAAUAAUUAAUUUAUUGCCCUUCUAGACACCAUACCAGUCCUUGUACAAAAGUCCAACUUUGUGAUUUAUGGCCCUUUCCUGUCUGUUCAUUUUGUCAUAUGAAAACCACAUCAACAUCUGGAGAAGGUUUGGUGGUGCUCUCAAUCAGUUCAUUUACAUCUCACCUACCGGACUUCACAA